Molecule: messenger RNA, 1638 nt
Organism: Micropterus salmoides (largemouth bass)
Lineage: Eukaryota; Metazoa; Chordata; Actinopteri; Centrarchiformes; Centrarchidae
Product: cleft lip and palate transmembrane protein 1 homolog
Exons: 2
Cellular component (GO): membrane; endomembrane system
Source: RefSeq, a predicted model, not a curated record
UUACCUAACCUGUGCCUUCCGUUCUCUCUCUGCUUUUGGUCUUCAGGUUUCAUUACAAUGACGCCACAGCUAUUCAUCAACUACAAAAUGAAGUCUGUGGCCCACCUCCCAUGGAGGAUGCUCACCUACAAGGCUCUCAAUACCUUCAUUGAUGACCUGUUUGCCUUUGUCAUCAAGAUGCCCAUGAUGUACAGGAUAGGAUGCCUCAGAGAUGACGUGGUGUUCUUCAUCUACCUUUACCAGCGCUGGAUCUAUCGGGUCGAUCCCAACAGGGUCAACGAGUUUGGCACCAGCGGAGUAGACCAGUCGCAGAACAACACAGCAGCGGCAGAUGCUGCUCCCGCCGCCAUCACGGACAAACCAGAGGAGGAUAAGAAGAAGGAUUAAGCAAAACCACGCCCAUAUCUGCCUCCCUGCUGGGGUGAAGAGGACAUGUGGAAAGUAGGCAGCGAAGGGAGUUUGUCGUUUAGCCGUCAUGGACGCCACUACAAAAAAAAAGAAAUGCAGUUCAACUGUUCCCUCUGAUUUCUGUGUGGAUCCACAGAGAAUCAUAUUCAGUGUAGACUUGGUAAAUUCUUAUUUCUGUUCCCCGCCCUCUCGUUUUGCAGUUCAAGUGAAGUAAAACAAAACGUGAUGUACUGUAUUCUGUAUGAUUUCUCAGAGGGUAACGAUGUCCUGGAGUAGAGGUUGGGAGGGGAACGGGUCGCAGUUAUACUACUUUUUUUUUUUAAAUAUAUAUAUAUACAGAGAAGAAAGAGAGGCCAAGUGCAGCUUUUGUUCUUUGUGUAGAUUCCUUGUGAAUUUUUCUUUUCAUUCCAUGUGAGCACCAUGUUUCGGAUUGCGUGGAAACUGGUGAGUAGUGCUGGAGGAAACUGGAAAGAUUUUGAGUCACGACGCAGGUUUGGGAAGAAGAGGAGGGGGAAAAAAGGCAGUGACUGGAGACGAGAUAGAUGACCCUUCAGGACACUACCCACAAGACCGUGACUACUACCCUCAAUUUUAAACAAAUGGUUAAUGUUCUAAACUUGAACAUAAAAAAAAUAACAGCCUUGUUGGUAUUAAUAUAAAUAUAUUAAUAUUGUCAAUGACUUUAAUUUUUGUUUUUCAGUCACUGAAGCUUUCUUUUGUAUGUCCUCCAACUGUACAGAAUCUCAGCUUGUCAUGUUAAUAAUACUGAUGUCAAACUGUCUAGCAGAAAAUUAAUUUGCAAGUCUAACUUUUAUUCCCCCCCACCCCUCAGCCAAACAGCUGGUUUUCAAAUUGUUUCAUGUUCACGCUCCAAACCAGAUCACCUUGACAGACACAGUGGAGACAGUCAAGUGUGUGCUGGAAGGUUUACAUUGUCUCUAGUUUUAAGUUUGAGUGCUGUAAACCCCGAAACAAAGAUGAUUCCAUGUUGGUACAUAUUAAAUUUUGAUUCAUUCAUGUUUAUAGUAAAACGUAAGUGUGAUUUAAAAUGUCUAUGCAAAGCUUUUUAUUUAUUUUUUAUUAGGUUUACUCUUUUAAGCCGCUCUGGGUUCAAGAACAAUAUUUUUGCAUGAAAUUUUAAUUGUUCACUAUUUCUAUUGAUGUUACAAGAAAUACAGCUUAGUUGUGUAGUACUACGGCAAUGCCUUUUUACUCACCUUGAAGGCUUGA